CGGAGCUGCUCAGGUGUUCACUGAGCAGACGGCACACUCGCUGCAGGAGCUCUGCCUCUCUGAACCGGACCGCGGCUCAGAGCAUGCUGCUGGUUCUGUGACCCGGUCUCAGUGGACUUGGAUGGACGACGGAGAGAGAAGCUGAUCUGGACCUGCAGAACCGAGACGGGUCGCCCACUUCCAGCAGCUACAGUGGUUCUAGAGAUGGGUUGUUUAGGAGGGAAGACUGACGAAGAACGACUGGAUGAAAAAGCUAAAAGAGAAGCAAACAAGAAGAUCGAGAAGCAGCUGCAGAAAGAGCGACAGGCUUAUAAAGCCACACACCGACUGCUGCUGCUGGGUGCAGGAGAAUCAGGUAAAAGCACCAUCGUAAAGCAGAUGAGGAUUCUUCACGUUGACGGUUUCAACGCUGAGGAGAAGCAGCAGAAGAGUCAGGACAUCAGGAAGAACGUGAAGGACGCCAUCGUGACCAUCGUGUCGGCCAUGAGCGCGCUGACUCCGCCCGUCUCUCUGGGUAACCCCAACAACCAGUUCAGGGUGGACUACAUCAAGAGCAUCGCUCCCCUUUUAGACUUCGAAUACACCGAGGACUUCUUCGAGCAUACCCAGAAACUGUGGGAGGAUGACGGCAUCAAGGCCUGCUUCGAACGCUCCAAUGAAUAUCAGCUGAUCGACUGCGCUCAGUACUUCCUGGACCGGCUGGACUCUGUCAGGAGGCCUGACUACACACCUACGGACCAGGACUUGCUGCGCUGCAGGGUACUGACCUCAGGCAUCAUUGAAACCAGGUUUCAGGUGGACAAAGUCAACUUCCAUAUGUUUGAUGUAGGUGGUCAGAGGGAUGAGCGCAGGAAGUGGAUCCAGUGCUUCAACGACGUGACGGCCAUCAUCUUCGUGGCAGCCAGCAGCAGCUACAACAUGGUCAUCAGAGAGGACAACUCCACCAACCGCCUCCGGGAGUCCCUGGACCUGUUCAGAUCCAUCUGGACCAACAGGUUUCUGAAGACCAUCUCAGUGAUUCUGUUCCUGAACAAGCAGGACGUGCUGGCUGACAAGAUUCUGGCAGGAAAGUCUAAACUGGAGGAUUAUUUCCCGGAGUACAGGAACUACCAGGUUCCUCCUGACUGUAAGAACCAACACGCGUGUGCAGACAGACACGUGAGGAACACAGAACACUUCCCAACAUCCAUGUGUGUGUCUUUCCCAGCUGUUCCAGAUGCUGAGGAAGACCCUCAAGUGACCAGAGCAAAGUUCUUCAUCAGAGACGAGUUCCUGAGGAUCAGUACGGCCAGCGGUGACGGCAAACAUUACUGCUACCCCCACUUCACCUGCGCCAUCGACACCGAGAACAUCCGCCGCGUCUUCAACGACUGCCGUGACAUCAUCCAGCGCAUGCACCUGCGGCAGUACGAGCUGCUCUGAUUGGCUGCCUGCCCUAGCCCCGCCCCUUCCUGUUAGGUCACGGAGACAUCUCCAUGUGUUUAGGGUAGAAAUGAGCGCUACUAGUGAUUCUGAAGGUCAGGGUCAUGCCGAGGCUUGUGGGUAGUUUGGUGUACAAGCUGUGACUGGCCAACCGUUGUCAUGACUACAGAGAGCCAGCAUUUUAUUGGAAUAUUAAUAUUUUCAAUGUUGUCAAAGUGUUUUAGAGCUCACUUGUAACCUGUCGCUGAUUGGCUGUUUCAGAUAAUAUAACUUUUUUGAUCCAAUCAGAGCUCAUUUAAUCCAAACAGGAAGUUGAUCUGCUAACUUUAUCAACAUUAAAGAGGAUUUAUCUGAG
Messenger RNA from Fundulus heteroclitus (mummichog), 1777 nucleotides. Its product is annotated as guanine nucleotide-binding protein G(olf) subunit alpha. The coding region runs from base 205 to 1422 and encodes 405 amino acids. Gene Ontology annotation, cellular component: heterotrimeric G-protein complex. Gene Ontology annotation, biological process: adenylate cyclase-modulating G protein-coupled receptor signaling pathway. The transcript has 12 exons. Gene Ontology annotation, molecular function: G protein-coupled receptor binding; GTPase activity; GTP binding. The record is from RefSeq and is a predicted model, not a curated record. Lineage: Eukaryota; Metazoa; Chordata; Actinopteri; Cyprinodontiformes; Fundulidae.